Molecule: messenger RNA, 2671 nt
Organism: Zootermopsis nevadensis
Lineage: Eukaryota; Metazoa; Arthropoda; Insecta; Blattodea; Termopsidae
Product: transmembrane protein 170A
Source: RefSeq, a predicted model, not a curated record
CUCUACAUGCGCUCUCUGAAACUGCGCCGGUUCUCUCGUCAAAUGUUCUUGUUCUAUAGCAGAAGCUGUUGUGGAAUGUGGAGCAAAGAUGAGAAAAUGUUUUGUUUGGUAUUAUGUUGACAGCGAUUAAAUUGAAAGUUUUUGCAACUGCAUGUGUCUAAUCAUUACAAUGGAAUCUUCGGAACGAUACGAGUAUGGUACAUGAAUGAUUCAGAUGUGGAUAAGUGUUUCUGGACUGGCAUUGCACCCCUUCCAGAAUGUCCUAUGCUGCAAAAGAAUUUCAAACAUCAGAAUUAGAUACAGUUGCAAAUGUGAUUGGUCUUACUCCUACAGAUCCUCUCAAUACAUUUGCAGAAAUGUGGUAUCAAGUAUUUCUGUGGGCCUUGUUUUCUUCUAUCUUCGUUCAUGUAAUUGCUGCUGCCAUAGCCUUUGCAACACUCAGGAAACACAAGUUUGGAAAGUUCUUUCCCAUUUUCAUCCUUGUGAUGGGUGUAUUGGCUCCACUAACAUCAGGUGUGGUAAGCAGCGCAGCAGUGGCUUUUGUGUAUAGAGCUUCCAGUUUGCAGAUGGCACCACUGUAUGCAUUGGUCUGGGGACUGGGGCAGACUUUCUUGGCUGCAUGCAUCGGCUUCACUCGAAUACUUGCCACUUUAUAACACUCUGGUAAUCAAAUGAAUGAAUGUGGAAGAAGAAUAUUAGCUCACACUUUUUCAGAAUUCCCUGACAUUUUGCUGUCUUGCUUGUUCUCUAUUAUUAUAGUGGGACUGCAUCCUGAAAGAGUAUAUUGGUCUCUUAAAGUUGUAUAUAUUUUUGUAUAUUUUUGAUUUAUUUCACAAACAUUAUAUUUAUUUUUGAUGUUUAGACUCAGGAUGCAUCCUUUACAGACAGAAACAUUGAGCUCAAAGCACUAGUCAUAUUGGAAGUCCCUUAGAGGAAGAAUGAUUGUAAAUAUCCAUGCAUACAUCAGUUCUGUGUUGAAGGUGGACAGAUAAUUUAUAUGAAAUUCCUACUAAUUUUUUGUUUCAGUUUCAUUUUGGUGUAAAUAAUUUUGUAAUUUUUGUAAGUAUUCUUUUAAAGCUUACAGUCAACUCAUUCUCAGACUUAACCCAUUCACUGUUUGCAUGACAAGUUGCCAUGACCCUGCUGUAUACCAGGUAGACACAUUUAAGUGACGUGGAGCUUGUUGCUUUGUCACAACUGUCAGCAUGUUGUGGAAGUUACAAGAUUUUGUACACAACACAGUGGUAGUUUUACCAUUUGUGGUUAUUAGGUUUAUCAAUUUCUGAUUCAUGUAAUAGGUAGAACAGAGUUUUUCAAUAUUCUUUGUAGAAACUGUUCUAGUUGCAGUAAUAUGUUUGUAAGAUAAAAUUUCUUAACUAUAAUGUCUGUAUUGAAAGCUGAUAUACGUGAUAGAAACAAAAAACUGGAAAGAAGCAACCAUACUGACCUGGAAGAAUAAUCAGGAAUACACUACAUGAGAAUCUUCUAGACCUGAUGUCCAGAAUUGUCCUGAGUCAGAUAGUUGCUAUGCUUGACAAAGCAUUUCUGGCAAAGUAGACAUAUUCCAUGGCAUCUGUACAUCUUCACACGCAGUUGAAGUAUUCUUGGGAAUAUAUUCCUGUACCUAAUUCUCUUUAGUUUCUCAGUAUAACUUUGAGGCUGGCAGUGGAUGGAUUAAUUCAGGCAGCUAGUGCAUUGAAUCUGAGUUUUUUUGGAGGUGUAUGUUCUCAUAAGAAACAUUACAGCACAAAAUAUUAACCAGUUCAUUGGCUCUAUAAAAUCUGUAUUUCACAUAGAGUACUUAUGCUUCCUAAGAUAGAUUCGCUCGUAUGGCUUGCCUCUGUGGAUUAUGUAUGUAUUUAGAAAGGAGCAUGUAAAUAUGUACUGAGUUUGUAACAUAUUUUUGUGAAUAUAAGUAGUGGUUCACAGUAGUGACAAAAAUACUGUGCAAAUUUUGGUUUGAAAGUGGUGGAAGGAGACCACAUAAUAGUUGAUUAUGUAUAAAUGAAUGUGAUUAGCAUGGAUAGUGCCUAUUUGCAAUUUGUCAAUAUUGUCAGACAUUGGAGAAAAUGUGAUAUUGAAUGUUUUGGCAUGGAGCUAUUUUUUUCCAAUGCCAGGAGUUGUUAUUUAUUUAAAGGUGUAAAUACUGAGCAGUGACUUAUGAAAAGUUGAUAGAAUACAUCUGAGGAAAUUAUUAACUUGGAAAAAAAGAAGGAAACUUGUAGAUCUCAGAUGAUGCAAGUGUCUUUUGUAUAUAACAUGAUAAAACACCACUUAAUGUAUAAAUGUUGGUUAAAGCACUCCAUAGGAUUAAGUUUGGAACAAGGUUUGGAUAAAGUUCAAUAUAUAAGAAUGUGAUUUAUGUAUGUUCAUGGUCUAGUACAGUAUUAUUCAUUACUAAUAAUGGAAUCACAGGUCUGUAAUUAAAAAUUACUUUCUUACUAAUAGAUCAUUUAAUGUUAUUUUAUUUCCAGGAUUGAUAGUGGGGAAAUGUCAAUGAAAAUGUACCUUGAAUGAGAUAAUCAUGGGGUAUGUAUUUAAGAAAUGUGAGAAUUUAUUUCAAUAUUACAAUAAGUUUUAUAAAAUUUCUCUGGUGGUUAAUUAUGUAAGAGGAACAGUUGCUGAAUAUUUUCAGCACAUAUUUAUAAAUAAAUAAUGGAAUAUCUGUUAA